AUGGCGAUGGCGGUGGCGAAGGUUCAGUCUGUGAAGCACGGGCAGCCGAUUUUUCUGGCCAUGGGGGUCUUUGCGGUGCCACUGAAGGGUCUUGUUUCGAAGAAGCGGCGGUUCGGGUUGGAGUCAAAACUGGAGCUGUCCUCCGAGUUCGACGCGGAGGAUCCGGAGUUGCGGGUAGAGGCGGCGAAUCAGGUGGGAGCCAUGAACGUCACCAGCACACUCUGGCCGCCAAAGCGGCAGCAGGCAGAUCCCACGGAGUUGAGUCCGGUACAACAGGAGACGACGGUGGGGCGCUUCACAGGCUCCGCGCCGGCUUUCUCAGCUUGGCCCUUCUACCAAGCUGAUUACACAGACUUCCCCGCGGAGCUGCAGCCGCUUUCUGAGAAAGACAAAGAGCUUGAGAUCUACAAGGUCGUGGACUUCGUCUCCUCGAGCGCUUUGACGCGGGCUUUCGCUUUGGCCAGCCGCUGGCAGAAGCAGAAUUUGGGACGCUCAGCCGGCUUUGACCGCACCUUGGCAGAGGCAGAGCUUAGACUGGGCGCUGGGGUCUUGAGCGGCUUCAAGUACACCAACCCCAUCCUCCUGCGCCAGCUGCAGGGCCUGAACGUCCUCUUGAGCUGGAGGGAAGAGAGGCAUUCGAAUGGCCCGCUUCCCCUUUUAUCGGAAGAGGGCCUCCUGGAGUUCUUGCUGGAGGUCGGUGCCUCGGACUUCACGCAGAAGGAGUUCCGUGCUGUGGCGCCUGUGGGCCGCGAGGCAGCGCAGACUUAUGCCCGUAUACACCUUGCUCUGGUGACCGGCUUGGUUGGCACUUCCGGCUCUGCUCUGGCCACUGGACCAAAGGGAGCAGUCUCGACAUCCAGAUCUGUCUAG
Molecule: messenger RNA, 870 nt
Organism: Symbiodinium sp. CCMP2592
Lineage: Eukaryota; Dinophyceae; Suessiales; Symbiodiniaceae
Source: the annotation of a GenBank genome assembly